GACGUAGGCUGUCUGCGCCGCGAAGCAAGAAGGACAAUAUGGCGGUGGCUCAGCCGAGGCUAGAGAAAGAGGGCGAUGACUGCUCUUUGCUGCCCUUGGUUCAUGACAUUAUCAAAUGGUAAGAUUACCGAGGGGUUAAUACGUGCUCUUUGUUCACUUGCAGCUCCGCGGAAACCAGUUUAUGUUUCGUAAAAAGGCAUUAAGGCAGUGAUGCUAAACCUGCUGCUAGCUCAAAGCUAAUGUUUAUACCAUAGACUGUAUAUACUAUAAACUAUUCUAUAUACAUACAACCAUGCUUAGUAGAAAACCCAGUAACAGUUGGCUUUCUGCUCAUAACCCUCUAUAAGCAAAAGCAUACACGCGUUGAAAGGAGAUGCUAAACUCGAUCUUUGUUUGAGAUAUUAAUUUUAAUCACACCGAGGCAAAACGUUACAGUCUUCCAAACUGACAUAAACGGCUCCAAUACUGAGUCUUGUUUUUAGGGGAGAAUGGGGUCAGUUGAGCCACCCCCUGUUGUUUGGAAAUGGUCAAAGAAAUUGAUCAUGUGACCAAAUAUUUAGGAGAUGGGCAUCAAUUCAUGGAGUCUGUGAAGGUUAGAAGUACAUGGGUGAAGAGGUUAGACAUGUUAAAAUGUCUUUUUACAAAACAGCUUUUUAGCAGGUAUGUGCAAUAAAAAUAAAAAGAAUUAUUGUACCAGUUGAAUAGCAUAUAAAAGAGACACAUAAAUGUGAAGAAGUGACUGUUAUUUAGGGAAAGAGAAGGUGAGGGAGGGCUGGAGUAAAAGUUGGGGGGGUUGUAGGGUUAUGGCUCAACUUACCCCAUACACGGGUUAAGUUGACCAUAGGAGACCACUUUUUUUGGCAUGCUGUAUUAUAAAGCCAGUUAAGAGUGCCCUUAUAUAUUUCUUUUAUUGCAAAUGAUCAUUUUAUUCGAAGUUCUUUUUGUUUAUUUUAUGUCAUUUUAUUAAUUAUCCCUUUUCUUCGUCUUUUUCUUAAUUCCCGUCAUAGGUUUUUACUUCUUUUACCCCUUAUAGAUGGUAAAAAGCUCUUAUUUAUCUGUUCAUUUUAUAUUAUUUUCUUGUUUUAGUCCAUCAGAUUUUAGUCUUUCUUUCUACCGUUUUUAUUUUUAUCUCCAGUGUCUCCCAGAGGUAGCUCUUUCCUUACGUAAUGUCUCGGUGUCAGGCCAGGUCUCUUUAACAAUACAUCUUUAACAAUAUAUCUUAAAUUCUCACACUGUGUGCGUAUGUAUGUGUGGGUGGGUGAGUGAGUGAGGGUGGGUGUGUGUCUUUGUGUGCAUGUUGGUCCAUUGGUGGGUGUGUGGGUUUGAGGGUCGGGUUUUAUUGUUGUUAAUUGUUGUUUUUAGCCUCUGUGAGGCACUUUGAACUGCAUGUUUUGUCUGAAAAGUGCCAUAAAAAUAAGGUUGAAUUUAAAUUUAUGUUACAAAACUAUGAUUGCCUUGAUGUAGUGAUCUGAAAUAUGAAAAAUGGUUCAUCUUACCCCACUCUCCCCUACCCAUCUCUCUCUGUAAGCAUGGACAAGGACAGCCAGGAUGUCCAUCAAGAACUUGCUAAGCUGAAGUCAAGGAUCCAGGAGGCCCGGGAGCAGAUCUCCAACAUGCCCGGGAUAGACAGCAGUCCGCAGGAGCAGCAACAGCAGCUGUCCACUCUGCGGGAUCAGGUCCGCACCAAGAACCAGCUCCUGCAGAAAUACAAAAGCCUGUGCAUGUUUGAAGUGCCCAAAGCAUCAUGAAAGGGAGGCUGCAUCACUGAGCUGACGGACUGGAGAUCAGGAGGGAUGUGUGUUUUACCUGAACACUCAUGGAGCAGAAUCAGGAGUUUGAACACAGAAGGACUACUUUUCUGAUGCUGCACUGUAUUUCUUUAUUUUCCUGAGUAGGACAGUCUUACCUUUAUAAAGAGAUUUGUCAUACAUUGCAGGAUUGUUGUUUUGUUUGUUUAGAAUCUGUUAUUUUCAGUAUGAAUUUGUCUUGUUUAUCAGGGCAUAUCUCUGUUUUGUAAUAAAACUUGUUCAUUUUUUAAACAAA
This is a messenger RNA of Xyrichtys novacula (pearly razorfish), 2043 nucleotides long. Lineage: Eukaryota; Metazoa; Chordata; Actinopteri; Labriformes; Labridae. The record is from the annotation of a GenBank genome assembly.